Messenger RNA from Pestalotiopsis fici W106-1, 3150 nucleotides. RefSeq lists its product as uncharacterized. The transcript has a single exon. Lineage: Eukaryota; Fungi; Ascomycota; Sordariomycetes; Amphisphaeriales; Sporocadaceae. The record is from RefSeq and is a predicted model, not a curated record. Bases 1 to 3150 code for a protein of 1049 amino acids.
AUGGCAGGCUCCUUUCCCGACGUCUCGCUCCCGAACAGCUCCUUCUUCAAUAUCUAUACCGAUGGCGGAUCAGUAGCCAGGACAUCGCCCGCUCCUGCGCUGCCGGGCGGGCAAUGCAACUUCGUGGAUCUAGCACAUGGCGCCAAUGGCCCGAAAUGCGGUUGCCGCCGUUUCUGGAGUCGCAACGCGUUGGGACUCAACAACGGCUUUUCUGACCACUCCAUCGCGCUUAGCAAUGGCGGCAGCCAUAUUGAUCAAUCUGCUUUUUGCAUGUGCUCCCACCAUGCAUGUUAUCAUGAUGACAUUCAGCCCGCUACCCAACAAGGACCUUUUACUGCGCCCAUCAUCAAUUCCGCCGGCCAAGAGAAUGAAAAGCCACGAGCUGGACGGGAACCUCUCACCCCAGUGAUGCCGGACAUGUCGUUUCAGGUCCCCCCUCCUGUUGCGAACCAAUCCAUGGAACAGAACACAAUUGAUAACAAUGCCUCUUUCUCUACAAAUAUUCACCAGGAUGUCCAACUAUUUGGAAAUGAUGAGGAUCCAGCACCGCCAGCCGAGGCAUCUAUUCCGGAUACUAUGAGCUGGACCAACCUGCUCCAGUCACAACCAAACUACCAGGGAGAUGUAGCUCCGUCUAUUGCAAGCCAGUGCCUGCAACCGGCGUCUCAGCCAAGUUCAACCACAUCAUCUACUCGGUUGGCUUAUCUGAAGCCAUUUGGCGGCAAAGGCCUCAACACAUUCAGCACGCCGAGAUCCAAACUGCGCGAGGCCCUUCAAAUUACCCCCGAUCCAGAGGAUCGUAGAACACAGCAUGAUUCAGUGAAUCGCAAUGCUGCACCAUCCAUUGAUGACCUGCAGACGGUCACAAAUACUCCAAGGUCAACACGGUCUGGGCGACGUGCUGAUGUGCCGAGCCAAUUAUCUCAACCGGCGCGGACAGAACCCCGGCGCACGGAGUUUCAAGAACUUGCAAAUACGGUGCAAGGCCACGAGGAAAGGAUCGAGAGGCUGGAGACUGUAUCCUUCCAGAAUGAUCACGAGGAUUGCCGUGACCAGCAUGAACAGACAGACUUGCGUGUCACUGAGCUCACCUCACGUGUCGAGGAACUGGAAAAGACGCUCAACGAUGGAAGUAGUGUUGUCUCGAGCCACUAUCAUACAUCUCGUCACAGACUGGACCAAUCGGCAGCUAGUGUGGCCUCGGUUACCACCACUGGUAGUGGGCGGACAGAUCGCGCAGAGAUGCAGAAUGAGCUUGCCCUUUUGAAAGCGCAGCUCAACCACCUCCAGGCCUCAUCAUUCCCGACUGCCUCCAAGCCUUGGGAGGUUGAGGUGGUAUUUCUCCCUUUCCCUCUGAAAGGUGUAUGGUACCAAUCCCGAGAUUUUCCAAGCCAGCGCACCUCGGGGGCGACCAUUGUCGACCACGAUGAGUGGACUCAGAUGCCCAACAGUUCAUCAACAAUAGAAACACAACUUCCCGACCUGCACGAGUGGGCUGGCCCCGAGCUCCAAUCAGAGUGGCUUCUGCCAAGAGCUUGUGCACCAGGCAAUGUGGUGGACCUUCGACUCCGAAGCCGUGGACUUAUAAAGAACGUUGUGGUUCGAAGCCCCGACGCUCGCAGCGUGCAACAAGCCGUGUCUGCUGCUUUUGGGACUCUCUUUCGCACCUUUUCGCGUUUACAAGCCAACGUCCAUCAUGGCUCAACAACGCAUCACCGAAUGUCAAGGUUUUUUGGCCUCAAACAGCCGUGGAUACCGCUUCGCAAGAUCCACAAGGACUCACGCCUACGCUUCCUGUCUCCUGAUGAGAUGGUCACGUCAACAAGCUGGGACGUCUCCUUUCUCAGCUCUAGCGUUGUCAUGAAGGCCACCGGUGUCCACCGGCUCUAUAUCACGCAACCAGAAGCUUACUUGCAAGAUCAAGAUGCCUACGAUAAUGGCUGGAGCUGGCAGCGUCUCCGAGAGUUAAGCCGAGUCUACCCCGACUCACAAGGCAGCCAGCUGGAGGUUCCCGAAGCUGACGCCAUGGAAACGUACUGGACCUGGAAUGACAAACUAGACGAGAAUUCCUCGAGCCAAGACAGUAUGCACUCUCUCAGCCUACGACAGGCUGCCCAACCCCGACUCAAGUCACGAACGCCAAGCCAACAUUUGCUGCACAUGAGUCGCUCUGGCCCGUCUCCUUCCUUGUCGUCGAGCCGUAGUCGUGCAGCAUCGCCAGCCAUUCUGAGAGAACGCAAGUCAUCCAUCCCAAGACCGAUUCGCGUUCGCACAACGUCUAUGCCACCGACUCUCCCUCCCUUGGCAUCGCCCUCGCAGGGAAGGCGGCGCAUGGCUACUGCAACAUUUGGUACCAUUCAACAGCAUUAUUUCGAACGUCGACCAUCACCACAACUACUUCGCGCCAGUACUGGCUCGGCCCUCGCACUCACCAGAGCAAGUCGGAGGCGAAGCACUAGGUCUCCUUCGGUCCCGCUUUCUGCUCGUCUUAGAAACACGCCUCGAUGGAGCGCAGCGAGUCCAAGUCCCCUCUUGGCCACCAUGAACAUUGGCGAGCCUUUUGCCAUAAUCAGCGGUGAAGGUGAAGUGCAUGCCGCGUGUCGCCAGACUACUCCUUACUACUAUGCUACGCCGCAUAGUAAUGCCCCUCAUGUCGAGUCGAGGUCCUAUCGGGGUAUGAUGGACAUUGAAGACGACCAUGGAAGCGGUACAGACUACUCAUACGAGGACGGCCAAGAUGACACUGAAGCCGAAUCCGAUGAGGAUGAUGAAGCCAUGCUCGAUCUUGGCCACCCCCGUCGCAUCCGCGAAGAGUCGGAGUGGCCAGAAUGGGAGGGCGUCCAGCAGCGCCGCCCCGAAGACGAGGUGCUGGUCGGCAUCGAGGACGUGGAGAAUCGCGACCCAGAAGACCUGGCCCAUGACAGCGACGUCGAGGACGAGGAAAAUCGCGAUCCCGAAGACCUUGCUUGCCGCGACGUUGAAAUCUACGAGGAUCUGGAUGACAGGAUGGAAGCUUCAGAUGACGAUGCCGAGAAUCAGGACGAUGGCCAGUGCAGCAGCGGCCCCUCGGAAUAUUCCACCAGGCAACACGCUUGGCCCGACAUCGACAAUACCCGAGACUUCCCGGUCUUUGAUGAGACGAAUGGAUGA